AUGAGUCUGCUGGCAGUCAACACAGUCGAUCGACUGGAUCGUCCCAGUGCCUACUACAUUGGCAAGAAUAAACGACGCAGAUAUAACGACCGUGAUGAUGAGAAGGCAAAAGAAGAAGAUCCCACAGACAAGCUGCGUGGUGCCACUACACUCUAUGUGGGCAAUCUGUCCUUCUACACUACCGAGGAACAGAUCCAUGAACUUUUUUCAAAAUGCGGCGAGAUUAAGCGCCUAGUCAUGGGCCUCGAUCGGUUCAACAAAACCCCCUGCGGAUUCUGCUUCGUCGAAUACUAUACCCACCAGGAUGCUCUCGACUGCCUGAAGUACGUUGGAGGUACCAAGCUGGACGAACGAAUCAUCCGAGCCGAUCUGGAUCCCGGAUUUGAAGAGGGUCGCCAAUACGGACGUGGCAAAUCUGGAGGGCAAGUGCGUGACGAGUACCGCGAAGAAUACGACCCCGGCCGUGGUGGUUAUGGUCGUGCCUAUGACGAGCAGCGUCAACGGGAGGAGGAUGAAUACGGCGCCGGCCGGUAG
Molecule: messenger RNA, 534 nt
Organism: Penicillium maclennaniae
Lineage: Eukaryota; Fungi; Ascomycota; Eurotiomycetes; Eurotiales; Aspergillaceae
Product: nuclear cap-binding protein subunit CBC2
Exons: 5
Coding region: 1-534 (177 amino acids)
Biological process (GO): mRNA cis splicing, via spliceosome
Cellular component (GO): nuclear cap binding complex
Molecular function (GO): RNA cap binding
Source: RefSeq, a predicted model, not a curated record